Bacillus rossius redtenbacheri is the source of this 3330-nucleotide messenger RNA. RefSeq names its product tyrosine-protein phosphatase Lar-like. Gene Ontology annotation, biological process: synapse organization. Gene Ontology annotation, cellular component: neuron projection membrane. The transcript is spliced from 6 exons. Lineage: Eukaryota; Metazoa; Arthropoda; Insecta; Phasmatodea; Bacillidae. The record is from RefSeq and is a predicted model, not a curated record. Bases 1277 to 2143 code for a protein of 288 amino acids.
UAGUUUCGUGCGAGCCGGCGUCGCGUCCGCAUCGCCGCCUGGGGAGAAGUGCGCGCGCGCGCGUGUGUGUGUGUGUUGGGUUGCGCGUGUGGGCUUCCCGCGCGCGCGCGUUGUCUGCGGCCGAGUGCACCUCGACUCCACCACUCUCCCUCCUGCUCGCGGUGCGUGGUUCCCGCCGGUGCGUCGCGCCGACCCUCGCCGGAGGGAUACGCCCCGAAGUGACCCGGCCGUGAGCGGCGGACCCUGACACAUCCCCCGGGACUCACCGACACAACUGGAGGACACGGCUUCAGGCGCCUGACUUCAGACUUAGCAGCGAACGUGAUAACCUUUCAGCCCUGCUUCCGCCUGCGGCUAACCGGGAUGCGAUCGAAAGGAAGGGGAGCGAAAGAAGAACAGAAGAACGGGUAAACAAGGGGAGAGCUGAAGAUGUAAUAAGCUUCUAUUGGGCCCAUUAGGAAAAGGAAAGAGUCUUUCCGUUCAUUUUCUAGAGUUUCUGACGGUCGGCCUGACGUCUCAAGAGCUCUGAAGACGGCUAUCGCGGGAGUCGUCGUUGACGACUUCUUUCAGGCAUUGGAAGGCGAGGCCAAUCGAGGCGUAUGGGAAUUGUCAGCGGCUGCUACUGUCUAUCAGACCCGUAAACGAAACGGCAGCGAGGCUACCUGUGGGGGAGGGGGAAGAACAAUUCUAGAGGGUAGGGGCAUGUCGCGGUCGUAAAGUGGUUCCCCGGCCAGCCUGUGGCCCACCUUCCCGGCAGUAAAACUUCUUCUUCCUGGUCAGAGGAAAAGGGUCGACCAGAGAUGUCCUCGGAGCUUCGCCUCGCCCGAGCUGUGCACUUGGAGGAUCCUGAAGUAAACGCCAUUGCGUCGCUUUGACGUCACUUAACUUUUCUCGUCAGUCAUCGCCGAGGUUUUACAACAUAGUUAAAAAAAACAGAUAAUUUGUCAGAAUCCUCAUUCCCUAACAGUAAAAAACCUUUAUAGUCAAGAUCAUUAUUCGUCAGGAUCGUCAACAACAGACAAGAGCGUCUGCACGUUUGGACCGAUUCGAGUGUGCGCUACGCAUUUCCGUGGGACAUUGCUCGAGGGGUGGUGUCUUACUUCAGUGACCGCUAUAGCGUUUCGUCGGGGAAAUUAAAAAAAAAAAUAACAAACAAAAGAAAGCGCUCGUCAUCUUGCGCGAUGUCGUAGCCGCUGACUUCGUUUGACUUUACCCGUCGGAUGUCAGCUUCCAGCUCCAGCGUCGCCGGCGAUACCUGGAGCCUCUCCUUCGCGACAUGGAUGUGAAGUCCCGCAGGGCAAAGGGGCGGGGCAUGGAGGUGCUCGGCCUGUCCUCCAGGUGUCUGCUCGGGUGCCUGCUGAUCUUCGUCGUCGAACCUGCGCUGUCGGCGCAGAAGGACGCCUCGGCCAGCGGCAACUCGCUGGACUUCGCUGGGUCGCGCGGCGGGCCCUACUUCGACAAGCUCGCCUCCAGGAACGUGACUGCGCUGCUGGGCAAGACGGCCUACCUCAACUGCCGCGUCAAGAACCUCGGCAACAAGACGAUGUCGUUCCAGGUGUCGUGGGUGCGGCACCGCGACAUCCACCUGCUGACGGUGGGCAGGUACACGUACACGAGCGACCAGCGCUUCCGAGCCAUCCACCACCCGCACGGCGAGGACUGGACGCUGCAGAUCAAGUACCCGCAGCACCGCGACUCGGGCGUGUACGAGUGCCAGAUCUCCACCACGCCGCACAUGUCGCACUUCAUCCACCUCAACGUGGUCGAGCCCACGACGGACAUAAUCGGCGGGCCGGACCUGUACAUUGACCGAGGGAGCACCAUUAACCUGACGUGCGUGGUGCUGUUCAGUCCGGAGCCGCCUGCCUACAUCUUCUGGAACCACAACGAAGCGAUCAUCAGCUACGACUCGCCGCGCGGCGGCGUCAGCGUCAUCACGGAGAAGGGCGAGACGACGACCAGCUUCCUGCUGAUCCAGAAGGCGCGGCCGUCCGACUCGGGCGUCUACCAGUGCAACCCCUCCAACGCGCAGCCCAAGAGCGUCACCGUGCACGUGCUCAACGGUUCGUCCCUGCCGGACAUGAGCGCCCCCCACCCAUGGAACGUGACGUCAUCGCACGCGACCAGCGGAGCUCCGAGCUGACGGCGCGGACUUCGCUUGGAGCACGCGUCGAACAGCUUCCCGGAGCUCUGCCCCGUUCUGAGUUUCUGCGUUCUGUGUUUCUUCCCGUCGUCGAUGUGAAAGAAAAAAUAAAGAAAAGAAAUUUUUGUGUCGGAUGCUUUGCGGGGCUUUACUUCCUUCGAACAACCAUUUUUGUUCAAUAACAACAUUCUCCCACACAAAAAAAAAUUAUUCUAUCAGAAAUUUGAUAAGUGUUAACAUGAAAACUUGAACUACAUAUAUUUGUAAUACAAUGUUCAAUGAAGUUAAGACAGUUCAACACUGAAUGUUCGAGGUUAUGUUCAUAGUUUAAAAACAAAAACAAAAAAAAAAAAGGUCGACACAGUGCUUCUAUUGGAAAGAAAAAAAACGUUAUUUUUAAUCGAAUUUUUUUUUCAGAUACUUGCUUGACUGGUUUAGAUUAUCAGCACUAGUGACACAAUACAUAAAGCAAUUAGUUUUAAUUUUAAAAUGUUUAAAAAAAAUAAGCGAAGUCUUCUCAAACAUUGUUAAAGGGUGUUUUAAUAUAUAUAUUCGUCAAAACGUUUCACUAUAAUGUUAUUUUAUUACGUAUGGUGCAUUUUCACAGUAGCACCAUGUCAAAUACCGAAGACAGUGUAAGUUUUGGUAAAAAAAAAAAAAAUAUUCACCAUCGUACCCUCCAAAAUUAAAUGAAACCUGCAAUUACUUUAGUUAAUUUUAUGGUUCUUAAUUAAUAACAGUAUUGUCUCACUCAAUAGUACCCAAUGUAAUAAAUAAAAAAUAUGUGUUAAAAAUGUUUUAUUGGUGGUAUCCAAACAGUUCCUAAAAUUGCACUCUGACUUCUUUCGAAAGUAUUUCAAAUAUAUUUGCUGAAUGUUCUAUGCUCUGUGGAUUAUUUUCCGUGCUUUUCUUACCAUCUGUGUGUUUAAAGUAAUUUUUUUCGGUAUUCAAGAUAUAAAUUUUGCGUUGUAGAUAGUUGCGAAAUGUGUUUACUUAAGAGAGCCAAAAAAAAACUAUACCGAACCAUUUGCCUAGCUUAAAAUAAAAACAGGAGCGAUAAACAUGAUACAUUUUAUGAUUUUUUUUAGUUUAUUAACGUUGGAAGAUAGGGCUGCAUGGCUUUCGUUACAGAAUAACAAAAUUUCUCACAAUGUAAUUUAUGUUUUGUUAAAAAAAAAAAUUAAAAA